AUGGUUGAUGCACAAGCGGCAAUAUCAAUAACACGUGGAGGAAAUGCCACUGAAGAAGCCUUUUUUAAUAGGAUAUUUCCGGAGCGUAAUUCCGGAAUGCGUUUCAAUUUUGAUAAUAUCCGAGAAUUUCUUCAUGAUCCACUUAUUGCAAUCAUUGCAACCGAUUUAACAGCUGAUGAAAAUUUGGACAAUAUUGAAAUGGUUCUAAAACGAAUAGGUCGUGAAAAAUCCGAAAAGUCAUCAUCCGUAGUAGAGGAAACUACGUCAGGUGUGCAUAAAUUUUUAUUGCUUUCAAAAGAAUCCACUGAAGAAGCUACACAAUAUGAAACUUCUUCAGGAGAAAUUUCAUCGGAACAUAUAUCAACCAUUCAUUCAAUACCAAAUUUAUGUCGCGAGAUACUUUGGAGAGAGCCACAAAUACCUGAACCAUUUCUGCUACCUGGUUUACAUUGCGAGAAGCGAUUAGUAUGGAGGAUGUUGCAGGAAUGUUUUUGCACUGAACUUCUAUUUUAUAUCAUUCAUUGA
Cercopithifilaria johnstoni is the source of this 525-nucleotide messenger RNA. The record is from the annotation of a GenBank genome assembly. NCBI's taxonomy places the organism in Eukaryota, Metazoa, Nematoda, Chromadorea, Rhabditida, Onchocercidae.